CCCCCGUAGCGUCCGUCAGCAGCAACUUCCGCUUCUGACGGACCACAGUGGCGAAUGCACUUCCGGCAGCGGCGGCUCAAGCAGCAGAAUCAAGAUGGGUCAAAGUCAGAGUGGUGGUCAUGGUCCUGGAGGUGGCAAGAAGGAUGACAAGGAUAAGAAAAAGAAAUAUGAACCUCCGGUACCAACCAGAGUGGGGAAAAAGAAGAAGAAAACAAAGGGACCAGAUGCCGCCAGCAAACUGCCACUGGUGACACCUCACACUCAGUGCCGGUUAAAAUUAUUGAAGUUAGAGAGAAUUAAAGACUUUCUUCUCAUGGAGGAAGAAUUCAUUAGAAAUCAGGAACAAAUGAAGCCUUUAGAAGAAAAGCAAGAGGAGGAAAGAUCAAAGGUGGAUGAUCUUAGGGGGACCCCAAUGUCGGUAGGAACCUUGGAAGAGAUCAUUGAUGACAAUCACGCCAUUGUGUCUACAUCUGUGGGUUCAGAACAUUAUGUCAGCAUCCUUUCAUUUGUAGACAAAGAUCUGCUGGAGCCAGGCUGCUCCGUCCUGCUCAACCACAAGGUGCAUGCCGUGAUAGGAGUGCUGAUGGAUGACACGGACCCGUUGGUCACAGUGAUGAAGGUGGAAAAGGCCCCACAGGAGACCUAUGCUGACAUUGGGGGGUUGGACAACCAAAUCCAGGAAAUUAAGGAAUCUGUGGAGCUUCCUCUCACUCAUCCUGAAUAUUAUGAAGAGAUGGGUAUAAAGCCCCCUAAGGGGGUCAUUCUCUAUGGCCCACCUGGCACAGGUAAAACCUUAUUAGCCAAAGCAGUAGCAAACCAAACCUCGGCCACUUUUUUGAGAGUGGUUGGCUCUGAACUUAUUCAGAAGUAUCUGGGCGACGGGCCGAAACUCGUUCGGGAAUUAUUUCGAGUUGCUGAAGAACACGCACCAUCCAUCGUGUUUAUUGAUGAGAUUGAUGCCAUUGGGACAAAAAGAUAUGACUCAAAUUCCGGUGGCGAGAGAGAAAUUCAGCGAACAAUGUUGGAACUGUUGAACCAGUUGGAUGGAUUUGAUUCAAGGGGAGACGUAAAAGUUAUCAUGGCUACAAACCGAAUAGAAACUCUGGAUCCAGCACUUAUCAGACCAGGCCGCAUCGACAGGAAGAUUGAGUUCCCGCUGCCUGACGAAAAGACCAAGAAGCGCAUCUUUCAGAUCCACACAAGCAGAAUGACGCUGGCUGAUGACGUCACACUGGAUGACUUGAUCAUGGCUAAAGAUGACCUCUCUGGUGCUGACAUCAAGGCAAUCUGUACAGAAGCUGGUCUGAUGGCCUUGAGAGAACGUAGGAUGAAAGUAACAAAUGAAGACUUCAAAAAAUCUAAAGAAAAUGUUCUUUAUAAAAAACAGGAAGGCACCCCUGAGGGGCUCUAUCUCUAGCAAACCGCAGUUGCCUUCAAGGAUAUGGUUGGGGUACCCCACCCCUUAGAGGGAUGAGGUUGGGGAAGGUGCCCAGAGGAAUCCACGUCCCAGUUGCUCUUCAUUAGCAAAACCUCCUGUGUACCUUUCUGAACAUGAUGUGCAGCCACCUCUGCCCAAUAAAGCAC
Molecule: messenger RNA, 1584 nt
Organism: Rhinolophus ferrumequinum (greater horseshoe bat)
Lineage: Eukaryota; Metazoa; Chordata; Mammalia; Chiroptera; Rhinolophidae
Gene: PSMC1
Product: proteasome 26S subunit, ATPase 1
Exons: 11
Coding region: 95-1417 (440 amino acids)
Biological process (GO): proteasome-mediated ubiquitin-dependent protein catabolic process
Cellular component (GO): proteasome regulatory particle, base subcomplex
Molecular function (GO): ATP hydrolysis activity; proteasome-activating activity; ATP binding
Source: RefSeq, a predicted model, not a curated record